Molecule: messenger RNA, 4454 nt
Organism: Bursaphelenchus okinawaensis
Lineage: Eukaryota; Metazoa; Nematoda; Chromadorea; Rhabditida; Aphelenchoididae
Source: the annotation of a GenBank genome assembly
AUGCAACAGUUGGAGGAGGAAAAUGCCGAAUUACGUGAAAAACUCGAAAAUUUGAGGUAUGGUUAAUAUAUUAUUGGCAGUGUUUGUGUUUAGGACUAAAAGAAAGGAAGAUUUGGCCAAACUCACUGAGUUCGAUAACUUGAGGAUUCAGUUUCAAACUCUGGUAGAGUACAAAAGUUCAGCGACGGAAGAAAUGCGGAAUUAUCGACGGAGGAUUGAGGAAACAGAAGCUGUAAGUGAUUUUACUUUAUAGCUUGAAGCUGCUGAUUACUUUAUAGUUCUAUCAAAAGUCUUUGGAAAGUUUUUAGAUAAAGACGAUUUAUGAAAUUCUUUUAGAGGUUAGCAGAAACGGAAAAAAGGCUAGAUGAAUCUUCGAUACCUUCAGAUUUAGAGAGUCAAUUGGAAAUGUUAACAUUGGAUAAAGAAUUGGCUGAGCAGAAGUUAGAAAGUGCUAUGAUUGAGCUUACCGAGAAGAAAACUAAAAUAGAGGAACUGGAAGUUGAGUUAGAGCUAUUGAAGACUUCGAUGGAGGAAGAAGUGUCAGCAGAUGGCGAAAUGGCUGUAAGUCACACUUUAAAAUGUGUAAAAUUGAUAUUGAUUUGGAAAAAAAUUUAGUUAGUAUAACAAUUCAAUCUAUUUAACGUUAUUUAUUUUUAGGGUAACAGUGUGCAAGUUCGUAAUCUGAACCAGCAAUUGGAGAAGUGUCAAGCUGUUAUCAUUCGGAUGAGGGACAUCGUUAACACCACCAAUAUGGAGAAGCAGUUUAUGCAACAGAACUUGGAAGAGUUCCAAAAGCAGUACGAGACUCUGCAGACUGACUUCGAGAAGAAGUCAACUGAGAUCUCUGGAGCUCGUGCCAUUAUCUCUGAUCUUCAAGAGCAAGUUGAUUCUGCCUUGGGCAGCACGAAGAUGGUAGAGCAUUUGACCGCUAGCAAUUUGGAUUUGGAAGAAAGGUUGAGGUAUGAGAUAUUUAAAUAAUUGGUCAAAAAGUUGAUGGAAUAGGAUAAUCUUAGCUUGUUAUGAGUACGUAAUGGGGUUGUUAGUGUCUUUUUGAUUGGUAUUGUGGAACAUGUUUUUGUGUUUAUAGGAAUGCCUUAACCGAGAAAGAACAUCUGUACGAGAUGUAUCUGCUAUCAGAAGACAUUGCCGCAGCUGCGAAGGAAGAAAUGCAACAGUCGAGGUUGGACAGUAACAGUUAUCUGCUCACUAUCAACGAAAGGGAUGAUCAGAUCUCUCAGUUGAAUAGCAGAAUUAACGACUACGAAAACGUGAUUCAGAAGUUCAGACAGAAGAUCUCGGAUCUUAACGAUGAUAUAGUGGGAUUCAAAGAUCAGGUAGAAUAUUCAACUUGUAUUUGGUGGUAUUAUUUUGGAUUUGUUAUGGUUUUUGUUUCUUACACUACUUAUGUGCGUCUCUUCAGGUUACUGUACUACAAGGGCAAAUGAAUAACAGGAGUGUGGAGGGCGGAUCUUUGGCUACUUUCAACGCUUCCAAAGACUUUAGUAAGGUAAGAGUUGUUACAAGUAUAUGGUUAAAAGUUUGUCAAACUGUAGUUUUAUCGAAAGUUCAAUGACAACUGUAAAACAUCGAAUUUAAAAUAUUUAUUGCCAAAAAACUUUAAUUUAGGUAGUUUCUGGCGAACUGGAUGCUCUGGAACUGAAGUAUUCGAACCAGUUGGCACACUAUUUGAAAGACUUUCUACCUGACAACUUCAACAGUGCUGGUGGAGACUACGAUUGCGUCUUGCUUACUGUAUUUUUCCCUAAAGUCGCGGAGAAAGCAGAACUUUUGGUAAAGUUGUUGGCUGAUAAGUAUCCCGAGGUCACAAAUCUUACUCAAGAACAUGUUACGAUGUCACACAAGGGAGAACAGUGGGCUCAUGUCAGAAGGUUCAAUUAUCAGUUGCUUAGAGCUAGUGGCGUUAUGUGGAGAUUCGAAUCGUAUGUUUUCUGGUGGUGUACUUCGAUAUAUACAGGUGUCUUGGAGUAAACAACUUUAUUUGUAGAGUGACCAAAACGUGCACACCAGAAAGUCUUCAGCGUUUGGCAAUGCAACGAACUGAGAUCACAAGUCAAGAAAAAGUAAUCGACCAGUACUUUGAUCUUCUGAAGCAGCAAAAGUUCGACGAGAAUACUUCUUGUGACAUUCUGGAGCAUUGUGUUAAUACCCUCAACAAGAUCUUCAUCAUCAACUUGAGUGCUUCUGAUUUCGAUGCUUGUGCUGCUCUGCACAAUUACCUACAUCAACUUAAGGCGGCUUUGGCAUGGGCUGAGUUCAAUUGCCUCAGACUGAAACUGUUUUUAUUGCCGGAACAUUCGGGAGAGAACGAUUUCACAGAAUAUCUGGAUAACUUGAUUGAUGUGAUAAAGGAGUCUUCUUCCACGAUCAACAAGACCAAGAAGUUCAUACCUCAAGACAAGACUAUCGAUUGGAGCCACGAUGUGCAGGAUACGAUAACAUGUCUGGAGACAUUGGUAGAUAAGGUUGCUAAGAUCCUACACGAAUCAGCUGGACUGGCUUGCUCUCAGUUGACUACCAAUGGUAAGUUACAGUAAUUUGAUCUAAUGUAAUGUUAUUAUAGCUGUUAGACAAACCGAAGGUGAGUUAAUGGAAUGCUUACUGUAAGCUUACUAGUUUUGUAAUAUUAAAAUCAUUUAUGCUUAAAAAUUUACAUAAUAUUUGGGUUAACAAUCUGUUUUUAUCUUCGAGUUGAAUGGGUGACUUUUGUUGCUUUAUGUGCUGAAGGAUACUGUAUCCACCUUGUAAUCUUAUUGUAGAGCUUCCAUUGGCCACUUCGGUUUAUGUUUCAGCUUGUGGCCAUGAUCAGUGGUCAGUUUGAUCACAAACUAACGUUAAAAUAGCAUAUUUGAAGUAAUUUCAGUACUUUGUGAUUAAACUGCUACAUCAAAUUUGUGUUAAUCUGUCGUGUGCUUAACACCUUUGUUAACCAUUACAAACUCCUUUCCAGAUGUCCAAGGUUUCUCUAUCAUCGAAAUGAAGGAGUUCAUCCAGAGCAAGGUGGAGAAGAUGAUAAAACAACAGAAGAACAUCCCAGAUGCUCUCCACGAGGUAACGGCCACUCUCACCACCUUCAAACAGACGUUAGAAGAUCUGUCGUAUAAACUCGAGAAAAAGGAAUUUGAAAAAGCAUUGCCUCCGGCCAGGAAAUGCACACCGCUCAAGGAUCGUGCAGAAGGCCGAAGACAAGAUGUUGUUGAUGUCGAGAGUCUACGGUGGCAGCUUCAGAAGAAGGACGAGGAAUACAAACGGGUUUGUCAAGCUUACAAGGCUUCAGAAGACGCUGUUUCAACCUAUAAGGUGGGUAUUUGCAUUCGAUAUUUUUUUGCGAUAAAAAUAUCGUAGUAUUACUUUUGUCAUUUUAUGUGAUUUAUAUGUGAGUAUAUUGCAGAUUCAAUUGGAACGCGAGAAGAAGAGGCUGAUUGAAAGUGGAAAACCAGAGAAUAUUCUGAUUCCAGCUGACAAAUUGGAAGAAGCCAUCAAGUCGGAGACAGGGUAAGAUACAACGAGGAUCAAGUGACAAUUGCUCGUUUUUUAAAUCUAUAUUAACCAAAUACGAGAGAGCAGUUUUUAAAAUUAUGACAAUUUAAAUUUAGCAAAAUCCACGUUGAACUAGAAGAAGCCAAGACUCAGCUGAAGGAGGCCGAACUGGCCAGAGACAAGCUGAAGAAGGAACUUGAAUUGGAAAAAAAGGGCAAGCUCAGCUCCCCGUUGAUGAUGGAUCUCGGAAACUCUGGACUUAAAUUGGAAGGAGAACAAAUGGAUGUAGUUCAGCUGAAGAACUCAUUAAUCUGGACCCAAGACAAGGUCAGAAGGCUACAAGCAGAACUCUCGGCUUCCGUUUUGUCAUCUUUGAAGCCAUUGAAGUGUCCUGACAGAGUUUGCGGCAGAAUUAGUUUGGCCGACAAUAAUGAGAACAGUAUCAAAAAUACGAUCAACUCAUUCUUAACCGAAGCUGACAUAUUAUCCAUGGUAAGGAUGAAGAAAUUUAUCUUUUGGUUAAAGAAUUAUGAGUGGAAGUAAAAUAUUAAACUGAUUCUUUUUAGGAGUACAAGAAGCUGACUUCUGUUAAUGUCAAGGAUCAAGGCUCGCUCUACCGUAGGAAUGUUGUUGAAUACAAUAACAGAGUAAACGACGUAAGGAUUGAUUUUGGUCAAGAGUCUGUUACGUAUUGUUAAUUAGGCGAACUCAUUUUGAAAUUAGUGAUGAUUACUGUAAUGUUUGUGUUUUAGCUGCGAUUCCGUUUGCGAUCGUUGUGGGAGAAGAAGAUGCCUCAAUCCCAAAUGCCAAUUGUCUUGCAGGACAUUGAGAUUGAAGUACCGAAGAAGAAAAAGACUUUAGACUCUUCUGGUUUUGCAUCAGCAUUGGCAGAAUGCAAAAAACUGAACGAGGAGCGUAGCCAGUGCUUCAGGGAGAUUCUGUCCGUCUUCAACUAA